AUGUUCAGUUUGAUGUGUAUUGGUAGAGAGUUUUAUUUUUUUUUUUCUUGGGAGAGUGCAUGUGAUCAGCUCAGGGCCAAUCAGCACUGUCCAGACAAACAUCAGGGGUCCUGCAUCCUUCUGCAGGAGCAUGAAAACUCUUCCUACAUGCUCCACUGGACACUGAUAUGAGUCACAUGACUGCUCUAAUUGCUGAUGAGAAAAGGUAUUUAGCAGUUUAUAUUUAUAAAAUAAUUGCAUUUCCAGUACUGUGGGAGACCAGAUAUAGUGAAUGCAGGGUCCUGGG
Molecule: messenger RNA, 286 nt
Organism: Staurois parvus
Lineage: Eukaryota; Metazoa; Chordata; Amphibia; Anura; Ranidae
Source: the annotation of a GenBank genome assembly